UGGCCUCAGGAUGAGGCAAAUAAGAUUUUGGAUAUUUUUCGAAAAAUAAUUACUGUUAGAGACACACCAUAGGAGCUGUAAAAUGAGCUCCUUAAGUGCACCAAUUCCAUGCAAAUUUUACACUAAGGAACCAAAUCUUAGAAGAGGAAGAAGAAGCCGCAGCAUUAUAUUUUCUUCUACAUCCUCCACUACAAGCACAACCACCAUUAAACCCUCAAAAGAUGAGUCUUACACUGUUAGUUUCAAGACACAAAGGGCUUGCAAGCUUGGCAUUUCAAGGUACCCUGAUUUUGAAUAUGAUGCACAAGGUGGAAUUGGAACUGGUUCUGUUGCAAAGGUGGCCACAGAUAACAUUAAUGAGCUUCUUGUUUCAUUUGACCUUAAGACACUCUAUAUUCCACCACUAACUAAUUCUACAACCAAGUUUCUGGGGUUGCCACUGCCCCCAUUCUUAAAGAUUGAUAUAGUCCCAGAAGCAUUCCAAGGAACCAUUAACCAAGACUCUGGCAAGGUUGAUUUUGAAUUCAAGGCCAAGUUCUUGUUUUCUGCUGGGAGUAUCUACAAGGCUCCACCACUAACGGUGAAGACGGUGUUGACAUCUGAAGAAUCGAAGGGUGACAUGAAAAGUGGUAGAGGGAAGAGAUUGGAUGAAGAGGGGAAUUGCAGGCUGGUUGGUGUGGCAAAAGUUGAUCCAAUUGAUGAUUUUCUCAUGAAUUCCUUCCUUGCCCUUCCAACUGAGUGCCUUGCUGAUCUCAAUGCUGUGAUCUCGUUUUCUGCCUCAUCUUAAAGAAGAGAUCAUCAUCACACUUUGGAUAUUGUUGAAAUCUGUUUUUAGUGUUUUUGUAAUAAGUUGGGAAUAUUGAGUAAAGGUUUCAGCGAAUACAGAAGUUAAAAUUGGAUUAGUUUAUUCA
This is a messenger RNA of Arachis duranensis, 911 nucleotides long. RefSeq lists its product as uncharacterized. Lineage: Eukaryota; Viridiplantae; Streptophyta; Magnoliopsida; Fabales; Fabaceae. The coding region runs from base 83 to 787 and encodes 234 amino acids. The transcript is spliced from 2 exons. The record is from RefSeq and is a predicted model, not a curated record.